Molecule: messenger RNA, 2898 nt
Organism: Nerophis lumbriciformis (worm pipefish)
Lineage: Eukaryota; Metazoa; Chordata; Actinopteri; Syngnathiformes; Syngnathidae
Source: RefSeq, a predicted model, not a curated record
AUGGACCUCAGGGUCGGUGAGCGGGGGAUGCGCCCUGGCUCUGACACGGCACUCCUCACACCCCUGCACCCUCCGUUGCUUCUCAGCCCAUUCUCCCCGCAGACCCGCACCUCCUUUUCCCAACAGCAGCUUCAACAGCACAUUCGGUUUAACAUGGAGCAGAGAAGACGUGAACAGGAACACCAUGAGAAGCAACAAGAAUUGCAGCAGCUCAAAAACAAAGACAAGAGUCAACAAAGUGCAGUGGCCAGUUCUCUGGUGAAACAGAAACUCCAGGAAGUCAUUUUGAAGAAGCAAAAGCAAGCGGCACUCGAAAGAACAAGCUCCAACACAUUGAGUCCUACAUCAGUAACAUACAGAAAACUGGGUCCUGAACCAAGCAUUUCCUCACAAACUCUGGUCUCAUCGCCCUCAAUGCCUUCACCUGAGGGUGCAGAAGGGACACGUCUGCGAAGGGCAGCAUCGGAGCCCAAUUUAAAAGUGAAGCACAAGCUGAAAAAACAUCUCAACACCCGCCAGAGCCCACUCACUCGCAAAGAAAGCGCUCCACCCACUGUCAGACACAAAGUACCUGAUACUCUGGAUUCAUCGCCCAGCAGUAGCAGCACUCCAGUCUCCGGCUGUAGUUCCCCAAAUGACAGUCUUCCCACUGAAAACGGGCUAGUGCCAUCUGCUGGCGGCCUCUCACACGAGGCACAGAAGCUGCUUCUCAGAGAUGGCACUCUGGCAAACUUCACCAUCCAGAGUCCUUCCACUCUGCCCACCAUUACACUGGGACUACCAGCCAAUGCCAGGGUUGAAGGUGAGCUUUCCCAUCUGAAGCUUAGUCGAGGGCCCCUGGUCACAGCCGGAGCUCCACAGGUGUUGUUGCCCCUAGGCAGAGAAGAUCAAGCUGGGCAGCUCAGCUCACGACUUCCUGUUAUCAUCUUGGAGCCUUCCGGAUUGGUACAUGCGCCACUACUCACUGUUCCAGGACUCGAAUCAGUCCCACUUCAAUUUUCCCCCCAUUUGGACCAACUGUCUCCAGGUGGCGCGCAGGCCCACAAGCCUCUCAGCAGAACACGUUCAGAGCCCCUCCCGCAGAGCCCAAGGACCCUUCACUCACAUCUACUCCAACAGCACCACAACACGCAACUACUAGAGCGAUUAAAACAGCAGACUCACCUUGGCAAGCUCAUGUCCAAGUCCAGUGAGAAGCCUAGACUGCAUCAGAUACCUUCGGAGGAUAUGGACUCUGAGGAUGGCGGGGGAACGUCGCCGUCAGAACCAGCCUAUCAGAGCAGAGUGAGGGAAGAUUCUCUGAGGGAGGUGGAGACGGCAACAUCCAGUAGUCAAGAGCAGAUCAACCUACAACAUGCACUCAUACUAAACCAGUCAUUACUUUGGGAACAGCAAAAACAGCUGCAGCAGUUGCAUCGACAAAUGGAGACCCUGGCGGUACCGAUUCUCCGUAGUGGUGGAGGCGGUGCGAUCUGCGGCACGUUGGGUAUACAUCGGCCUCUGUCACGAACACAGUCCUCCCCGGCUUCCACGUCUCUCACUUUGCCCGAAAAACCUCUUAACCUGACCGGGCAGGAGGCCAACAGUAAAUCCCGCUUCACUACUGGCCUGGUGUAUGAUUCUCAGAUGCUAAAGCAUCAGUGUGCCUGUGGAGACAACAGCAAUCACCCAGAGCAUGCUGGUAGAAUACAGAGCAUCUGGUCCCGGCUACAGGAGAGGGGCCUAAGGGGGCAAUGUGAGAGCAUUCGGGGUCGUAAGGCAACUUUGGAAGAGCUGCAGUCUGUCCAUACAGAGCGUCACGUCUUGCUUUACGGCACCAACCCGCUCAACAGGCUCAAACUGGACAACCGCAAACUGGCAGGAAUCCUUUCUCAAAGGAUGUUUGUCAUGUUACCAUGUGGAGGUGUAGGGGUUGACAAUGAUACCAUCUGGAAUGAGUCGCACACAUCAACAGCGUCACGCAUGGCGGCCGGCAGUGUUGUCGAGCUGGCUGUCAGAGUGGCCAAGGGUGAGCUCAAGAAUGGCUUUGCUGUGGUCAGACCACCAGGGCACCAUGCAGACCCGUCCAAUCCAAUGGGUUUCUGCUACUUUAAUUCAGUGGCUAUCGCUGCCAAACAGCUCCAACAGAAACUCAGUGUCAGCAAAAUCCUCAUUGUUGAUUGGGAUGUUCACCAUGGUAACGGGACCCAGGAAAUUUUCUACAGUGACCCAAGUGUCCUUUACAUGUCGCUGCAUCGCUAUGAUCAUGGCAACUUCUUUCCUGGAAGUGGCUCACCUGCUGAGGUUGGGUCUGGUGCUGGUGAGGGCUUCAACGUGAAUGUGGCAUGGACAGGGGGACUGGACCCUCCCAUGGGGGAUGCAGAGUACCUUGCUGCUUUUAGGACCGUGAUGAUGCCCAUCGCCAAGGAGUUUGCCCCAGAUGUCGUUCUGGUCUCCGCCGGGUUCGACGCUGCCGAGGGCAACCCCGCACCUCUUGGAGGGUACAAGGUCUCGGCCAAAUGUUUCAGCUUUCUGACUCGUCAGCUGAUGUCCCUAGCAGGGGGCCGUCUGGUUCUGUCCCUUGAGGGAGGUCAUGACCUCACAGCAAUCUGCGAUGCAUCGGAGGCUUGUGUCAGUGCACUUCUUGGUGCUCAGGACCCGCUGUCAGAAGAGGUCCUGCUCCAGAAACCGAAUGAUAAUGCUAUCCGCUCCCUGCAGACGGUCAUACAAAUCCAAAGCCAGUAUUGGCAGAGUGUGAAAGCUUACAGUGGCUCCGUGGGUCUGUCCUACCUGGCUGCUCAGAGACGAGACUGCGAAGAAACGGACGCUGUUAAUGCUCUGGCCUCGCUUUCUGUGGGAGUUCUUUCCAGCAAGAGCCUUCCAGAUGAGCCAAUGGAACAUGACAGCGGCACCAUGUGA